Coffea arabica (coffee) is the source of this 1083-nucleotide messenger RNA. Its product is annotated as bi-functional coumaroyl CoA and feruloyl CoA ortho-hydroxylase F6H2-1-1. NCBI's taxonomy places the organism in Eukaryota, Viridiplantae, Streptophyta, Magnoliopsida, Gentianales, Rubiaceae. The record is from RefSeq and is a predicted model, not a curated record.
AUGGCUCAAACAGCAACAGCAAUAGAUUUAGACUCAUUUGAUGUCAAAGCACUAACCAUAGAUGAAGGUUAUGGAGUCAAAGGUUUGUCAGACAUGAAUCUCAAAACUCUACCAAAACAAUUCAUUCAACCACCUGAAGAACGGUUCACUGAGCACACCUUAAUCUUGGAAGAAUCCAUACCUGUGAUUGAUAUUUCAAAUUGGAACGAUCCUAAGGUUGCAGAUAUAGUUUGUGAUGCGGCAGAGAAAUGGGGAUUCUUUCAAAUUAUCAAUCUUGGGAUCCCUGCUGAAAUACUUCAAAGUGUGAUGGAUGCAACUCAUAGAUUCUUUGAGUUGCCACCAAAGGAGAAGAUGAAGUACAACAAAAAGAACUCUCCGACCACGAAUGUCUUUCUCAGAACAAGCUUUGUUCCGGAAAUAGAGACUGCUAUGGAGUGGCACGACAAACUUACCUUUCUCUAUGUUUCGGACGAAGAGGCUCAAUCUUUUUGGCCUCCAAUCUGCAGGAAUCAAGUACUUGACUACAUAAAGCCAUGUGAAUUACUUGCCAAGAGACUUCUCGGAAUGCUAAUGAAGCGAUUGAACGUCACAGAGAUUGACAAAAGUAAAGAAUCAAUGCUUAUGGGUUCAAAAAAAGUUAACUUAAAUUACUACCCCAAAUGUCCCGAACCUGAGCUUACUAUUGGCAUAGGAUGCCAUUCGGAUUUAUCAACGAUUAGUAUCCUUCCUCAGGAUGUCAUUGGAGGGCUUUAUGUUCGAAAACUAGAAAAUGAUUCUUGGAUAUAUGUCUCUCCAAUUGAUGGAGCUCUAGUGAUAAACAUUGGCGACGCAUUAGAAAUUAUCAGCAAUGGAAGAUAUAGGAGCAUCGAACAUUGCGUUACUGUUAACAAACAUCAUAAUAGGAUUUCAGCACCAUUUUUUGCAGGCCCAGAACCUUCUGCAAUAAUUGGUCCCCUUGAAGAAGUGCUUGAGAGUAGUGGAGAAAAACCACUUUAUAAAAAAGUUCUCUACUCAGAUUAUGCAGCUCAUUUCUUCACAAAAGCUCAUGGUGGAAAGGACAAGAUACAAUUUGCAAUAAUAUGA